UGUUUUUUUGCUAUUGCUUUGUGUGGCCAUAGAGAAAAUAUUAGCAGAGAAACUCUUCAUUUGAAUGCGUGAUGGCCAUUUACCAUUUGUUAACAACUGAACUGCUAAUUACAGAGCUUAAAGAGCUUAACCCCCUGUGGGCACUGGGCCGUGGGGUUGGGUUUAAUCGCGGGAGGCCAAGAGCCUUUGUGAUAAUGAAUGCAUAUUAGUUGGGGGAGGAAAGAUUGAGUUUAUCUCACUAAGUGAGGUUAAAUGCAGUGGAUUUUAUUGUAACAGAAUGCUAUUCAUGUCUCUACUCUAGUAGUCCUCCACAGCAUAACAUUAGUAUUUGAUUUUUAUUUUCUGUAAUUAAAAAUACAGUAAUGAAGAACUGUGUUGAAGCUUGUUUCUUCAACUGAAAAAAAAGUUUCUCACAGUUAAGUUGACAUGUUAUUAUUCAACCUAAUUUCUACGUUUUUAAUGAUUAAGUAUCUGCGUGAGUUUUUAAAAGUUAUUUCCCCAGACGUUUUCGCCAGUAAGUAAAAAGUAUGUGAUACCAAACUUUUAAAUUUUAAGAUAAUACAGUAGCCCCAAACCCUGAAACAAGCUACCAAUGCGAAGUGGCGGACUUUACGAGUUGUCCCUGAAGGCGACACCAUGAAACAGCUGCCUGCCUGUUUGCGCAUGCUCACCAAAAGACAUGAAUAACCCCUGGGUAGAUGGGUAGAAAGGUGAGGAGGAAUACAACAAAGUUUAAACAUAGUCGUGUGGACACUAACUGUGUUGACGAGCGGUCAUUUGAACUUUUACCGGUUCUAGCAACGCGACAUGGACUAGUUAACCUCGUUAAAUAAGCACAGUGUGCUGCUAAUAUUUUGUUUACAUACUGUUUACGACGAGGUUAUUUCAACUUUUUUUGCUUGUCGAAACUUUUUUAUGUUUUUUUAUCGACAUUUGCUAUGACCACAAAGCUUGCUUCGUGCCAUGACGGUGUUUUUCAUCAGUGGUAUGGGAUUUGCUAGCAGGAGAAAACUGCCGUGGGACCGCGCGUUUGUUUCAUUUGGAAAAUCAACCACUUAAAACACUAUCGGAUAUUUUAACACAUUUUUGUAAUAUCCAUGGAGUCUAUUGGGAAGUUUGAGUUCAGCAGGAAAGACCUGAUUGGUCAUGGCGCAUUUGCAGUUGUGUUCAAAGGCAGACAUAAAGAGAAACGUGAUUGGGAAGUUGCCGUGAAGUGCAUAAACAAGAAAAACCUUGGCAAGUCUCAGUGUUUGCUUGCCAAAGAAAUCAAAAUAUUAAAGGAGCUGAAACAUGAGAACAUUGUUAGACUACUUGACUAUCAGGAGACUGGGGGAUGCGUGUAUCUUGUUAUGGAGUAUUGCAAUGGAGGUGACCUGGCAGAGUACCUUCAUUCUAAAGGCACUCUGAGUGAAGACACCAUCCAUGUAUUCCUGCAGCAGAUAUCACGGGCCAUGAAGGUCCUACAUAGCAAAGGCAUCGUCCACAGAGACCUCAAACCCCAGAACAUUUUGCUCUGCCAUCCAGAGGGGCGCAGGUCCAGUUCCAUCAAUACCACCUUUAAGUUAGCUGACUUUGGGUUUGCGCGUCAUCUCCAGACAAACACCAUGGCAGCCACGCUGUGUGGCUCUCCCAUGUAUAUGGCUCCCGAGGUCAUCAUGUCCAGGAACUAUAAUGCCAAAGCUGAUCUGUGGAGCAUCGGUACCAUCGUGUACCAGUCUCUGACUGGAAAAGCACCAUUUUAUGCCAGCACACCACAUGAGCUUCGUCUCUUCUAUGAAAGUAACAGGAACCUGUUCCCCAACAUCCCAAAGGAGACCUCUGAUAACCUAAAACACCUGCUGUUGGGGCUUCUACAGAGGAAUCAUAAAGAUCGGAUUAGCUUUGAGGAAUUUUUUAACCAUCCCUUUUUGGAAACAAGCUCAUCAACAAAGAAAUGCUCAUCAGUCCCCGUGCACUCCUACCCCAGUUCUGGCUCCGGCAGCUCCUCUAGCAGCUCCUCCACAUCUCAGCUGGCCUCGCCUCAACAUUCCGAUGGAGAGAUGCACCAACCUCAGCCCAAGCUGCCUUACACCCCUGUGCAGGACAAGCCUGGCUUCCUGCAGAAAGAAACAGCUAAUCAAGAUGGUAGAUAUAUCCAAUCUCUCACAGAAGAUUAUGUCUUGGUGCCUGCCCAGUUUCCCAGUGAACAUAUAUGUGAAGUAAAUGUUGGGUCACCCCCAGAAAGUUCCCUUAAAGACCGUGGGAGCUCCCCACUGGCCGAAAGGGGUGCUAGACUCACUGGAAAGACACCCCCACGCUCUCCUAUGCUGCGCUCUCCCCCCAAGCCUGUUAGCAAACCAGCUGAAACACUUGGCAGUAACUUCAGCCCGUCUGUUCCCAUUCCCGUCCCAACUCAGAUCCAAAACUACCAGCGUAUGCAGUGUGUCGGCUCUCAUGGCUCCACCAGGGUCACAUUAUACUGUCCCAGCAGUCCCAGCAGCAGUGAAAGCCCACCACAGUAUGAAGAAUGUGGAUCUCCCAGUCCAGUCUUUACCUUCAACUCUGGAGGGAGCCAACCUAAACAGUCUUCCCCGCCAGUGGGAACAAGCCCAAAGACAUCAGAGCAGACUCUCCCACUCAGCACAAGAACUGGGCUCCUCGCUGCUUCUCCUGACAUGCAGGACAGGCCCAAGCAGCAGGUUCAGCCAAGAAUGCCAAACAGAACCAGGACAGUCCCAAACCUGCAAUCCCUUGGCCCCACUUCCCAGGCCAACCUCAGCCGUAAAGCAGCAAUUAAAAAGGGCCCUUUUAAAAGAUCAGUGAGCACAGGAAGGUUAUCUGACAUGCUACUGAAGGCGGCCCUCGGAGCUCCGCUCUUUGAAGAAGGGAAAGACGAGAGCCUCAGCAGUGAGAAAAGCAUGGAGAUAACAGCACCCCCUGCUGGCUGUCAUGGAGUUUUCCAGUGCUCAGACAGCCCAGUUCCUGUGAUUUUCUCUAUGGGCUCUCCAUCCAGUGGAAGCUCACCUCCUGAUACCAUGUUAAUGAGGAGGUUCUCAGACACUCCCAGCUACUUAAACUCAGAGCUCCCUGAAGACACAUUAAUGGAGGAGGCUCACACCGAUGCUCUGACUGACUUGCGCUUCACUUUGGCUUUCGUCCAGUGUGUCAUGGAACUGGCUUCCUCUAAGGACCCAGGGCUCGAGCCCAUCAGCAGUCCCAACGUUUCCUUCCUGGAUCAGAGCUUGGUGGCUGAUCAGAUCAGCCUUCUAAGUAGAGAAUGGAGCUAUGCAGAGCAAUUGGUGCUGUACAUGAAGGCUGAAGAGUUUCUGUCAUCAGCUCUGCGCAGCGCUAAAGAAAAUGUCAAGAAAGGCGAGCUGUUUCCAUCUGCUACAGUCAAACAAGUAAUCAGAAAGCUGAAUGAAUUGUACAAGAACUGUGUGACCUACUGUCGCUCCCUCAGCGAUCAGCUGCAGACCUUCUUGCUUAACAAGCAGAAACUUAUGGACAACUUCAAUGCACUCACAGCAGAGAAGCUCAUCUACAACCACACUGUGCACAUGGUAAAGUCUGCGGCUUUAGAUGAGAUGUUCCACCAUGGCACCACAUCAGUGCAGCGCUACCAUAAAGCCCUUGUGCUCAUGGAAGGUCUGUCCCGAACCCUCACAGAGCAAGAGGACAUUGACGGCAUAGAAAAAUGUAGGCAAUGCAUUGAGCGGCGGCUCUCAACUCUGCACACAAAGCAGUAUUUAUGAGCUCCACGACUGCAUCAAUAACAACUGCAUUAUCUUGCCUCAUCCAUCUGCCAUCACUGUCUGCACUUUGAUCUCUCCUAAGGGAAACGACCACUGGAGCAUCUGCUCCUCUCAUUUCUUCACCCAAUCUGUAAUUGAAAGGUAAAUGCACAGUAAAGGUUCGAAAAGGCUGGAAGUUCUUGAAAAACAGGUUGGGUUAUGAAUGUUUAAAAGCUAUGAUCAGGUACAUCGUUUUCAGUAUUUGUUUUGUUACAAACCGUACGUGUUAGUGUGUUUUGGUGUUUUGCACAUAGAAUGAUGAGCUAAAUUAAGAAAUGAUUGCAAGUGUUUUAUACUUGAAGCAAAGAUUACUUUGUGGUUUUCUGUGUUCGAAACAUUUGAGUUAUGUGUCUGGUGAAUAAUCACCAGCCUGCGGGACUCUGAAGAGUUUGAAUGAGAUGACCAAAUAUUGCCAAUGUGUAGCAAUACUUGUAAACCUGUGCCUGUUUUUUUCUGUCUUUGCAUUAUAACAGAAGAGUGAAUAUGAAUAUAUUGAAAGUAUGUUCUAACCUGAUACACCGUAACUGCCUUACGACUGCCAGUCUUAUGGCCAUAUAGUGUGGAGUGCAAUAAGUAUUCUUUGACAUUUGAAUGAGAUUUGUUUUACACAUGAUCCAAAAAUCCCUCCCUUGGGUGGGUGAUAUACUCAGCUAUGAGGUACUUCAAGUGACUUUUUUUCCGUGUGUAUCUAUGCAUAUUUGGGUUUUUUUCUUGUGUGUGUUAUACAUUUGGAGAUUUGCUGAUUUUGAAUUUGGAGAUGUAUGUUUGCAUUCAAUCCAUCUGCAAACUGUGCAUGGCACUAGGUGAUUUUAACUAAUUGUUUGAAGUCUGUUUACCAAAUGCCUUUUGUAUUGUUUUAAGACUGCCUGUCAAAUGUUGCCAAGAUAAGUUGUUAUAUGGUGUUUGAUCAAAAUAAAUAUUUAUUAUAAAGUCGCUGACAGUUUGCAGUAGAAAUCAAUUUCAUUGUUCUUACUCACAUGUGGACUUUUAUCAAAGCUUCUGUUUAAUUCAAAUCCAUAAGUAAUUAUAGUUUCUUUAUAAUCAGGAUUUAGCUUAAAGUAUACAAUUUUACUACAUAAUAUUCUUGUUAACUAAUAAGCUGUGAAUGUAUGAAUCGUCCAGGCUUUAUUUAUUUAUUUACCCGCCAAGAUUUAUUCAGUGUUAUAAUGUGCAAACAUGCACAGAGGACACACUAGAGUAAAGAGAAAAAACCCCCCAAACUAUUCAACAAACGUAAUUACAUUUUAUAAUACCAGGAUAUCAUUUACGUUGCAUAUUAUAUGCAUUCAACAAACCUAGGUCUUAUUGUCUUGACUUGUAAAAUAUUACAUCAAACAACAUUGCUUCUAUGUAUGGAAAAGGAGAUGAGACAUGCUUUUAUUUUCCAGUCCACAGUAGUCACAUUUAUACUACGAAUACAUUUUGAAUGUUCUCAGUUCUUGUUUCACUGGGUAGAUCCUAUGCAGUGGUUUCCUUAAACUUGUUUUUGAUAAAGUAUUUAUCACAAGUUUUUAGUGCUUUCUCUCACUGUGUAUCACUAAAUAAAUCUUUGGAGACAGAUAGUAACAAAAUUAAAUUGCUAAUAUUCUUAUUAGAGCAUUGUUCUUCUUCUUAUAUUAUUAUUUAAAUAUUCAGGGCUACCGAUAUAAAGCGGUUAUAAAAAUCUUCAGAAUUAAAGCUUAGAUGAGGAACAUCAGUUUUGUAACAUUAUAGGGAAUUUUUUCCUGGUAUAGCAUCAAAACUGCAGUAUAUUAUUUUGGGUUAAUAUAUAUUUUGAAUUUAUAACGAAAUUAUCUGUAU
This is a messenger RNA of Haplochromis burtoni (Burton's mouthbrooder), 5570 nucleotides long. It is a transcript of the gene ulk1a, whose product is annotated as unc-51 like autophagy activating kinase 1a. Gene Ontology annotation, biological process: axon extension; autophagy; positive regulation of autophagy. Lineage: Eukaryota; Metazoa; Chordata; Actinopteri; Cichliformes; Cichlidae. The transcript is spliced from 28 exons. The record is from RefSeq and is a predicted model, not a curated record. Bases 1098 to 3731 code for a protein of 877 amino acids. Gene Ontology annotation, molecular function: ATP binding; protein serine/threonine kinase activity. Gene Ontology annotation, cellular component: cytoplasm; autophagosome.